Messenger RNA from Arabidopsis arenosa, 1245 nucleotides. NCBI's taxonomy places the organism in Eukaryota, Viridiplantae, Streptophyta, Magnoliopsida, Brassicales, Brassicaceae. The record is from the annotation of a GenBank genome assembly.
AGCUAAAACUCAACAGCCCAAUUCAACACAGAGCUGACGUUAGCAUUGUCUCUGAAAUCCAGAUCCGAAAACCCAACAAUGGCGUCAGAGAACAACGGAUCCAGAUCCGAAUCCGAAUCCAUCACCAAAGCUGAUUCCACCGUCGUUGAAAUGCCGCCAUCGCAACCAAGGAAGAUAGCUCUGAUCACCGGAAUCACCGGCCAAGACGGAUCGUAUCUGACGGAGUUGCUUCUCGGAAAAGGCUACGAAGUUCACGGCCUGAUCCGUCGAUCAUCGAAUUUCAACACUCAGCGACUCAACCAUAUCUACAUCGAUCCUCACAAUGUCAACAAAGCUCUGAUGAAGCUCCACUACGCCGAUCUCACCGACGCUUCCUCUCUCCGUCGUUGGCUCGAUGUGAUCAAGCCUGACGAAGUCUAUAACCUAGCCGCUCAAUCUCACGUCGCUGUCUCCUUCGAGAUCCCUGAUUACACAGCCGAUGUAGUCGCAACCGGUGCUCUCCGUCUCCUUGAAGCCGUCAGAUCUCACACCAUCGACAGUGGCCGGAGCGUCAAGUAUUACCAAGCUGGAUCUUCGGAGAUGUUUGGGUCAACUCCUCCUCCACAAUCGGAGACGACGCCGUUUCAUCCCAGAUCUCCUUACGCAGCUUCCAAAUGCGCUGCUCAUUGGUACACAGUGAAUUACCGAGAAGCGUACGGUCUCUUCGCAUGUAACGGAAUCUUGUUCAACCACGAGUCACCUCGGCGUGGUGAGAAUUUCGUGACGAGGAAGAUCACAAGAGCAUUGGGACGUAUCAAGGUUGGUUUGCAGACGAAGCUCUUCCUUGGGAAUUUGCAAGCAUCAAGAGAUUGGGGAUUUGCAGGAGACUAUGUGGAAGCAAUGUGGUUGAUGUUGCAGCAAGAGAAGCCAGAUGAUUACGUUGUGGCAACAGAGGAAGGACAUACAGUGGAAGAGUUUCUUGAUGUCUCAUUUGGGUAUUUGGGACUCGAUUGGAAGAAUCAUGUUGAGAUUGACCCGAGGUACUUUAGGCCAUCUGAAGUAGAUAACCUUCAAGGAGAUGCAAGCAAGGCAAAGGAAGUGUUGGGAUGGAAACCAAAAGUAGGGUUUGAGACGCUGGUGAAGAUGAUGGUUGAUGAAGAUCUUGCGCUUGCUAAUAGGGAGAAACUGCUUGUUGAUGCUGGUUACAUGGAUGCUAAGCAGCAACCUUGAUUUGAUCUAGUAUACAAAGAGGGAGUUACAUUUAUC